Messenger RNA from Neltuma alba, 2266 nucleotides. Its product is annotated as pentatricopeptide repeat-containing protein At5g66520-like. The record is from RefSeq and is a predicted model, not a curated record. Gene Ontology annotation, biological process: RNA modification. Gene Ontology annotation, molecular function: RNA binding; zinc ion binding; protein binding. Bases 120 to 2000 code for a protein of 626 amino acids. The transcript has a single exon. NCBI's taxonomy places the organism in Eukaryota, Viridiplantae, Streptophyta, Magnoliopsida, Fabales, Fabaceae.
GCCUGAUUUUUAUUCAUAGUAGGAACGAGUGAUAUGCCUACUUAUGGAGAUUUUCGAUAUCACGAGUGAGAAACCGAAGUGCAGAAGCUCAGACCACUAGUCUCAAUCGGAAACCGAGAAUGAUUUCGCUUCACAUGCAGGUCCUUCAGCCUAGCUCAGUGAACCAUUGCUUGCCAACCCGCUAUGGAGUUGAGUCAUGCUCAUCCAUGGCUGAACUCAAGCAACAUCAUUCCUUCUUCAUUAAACUCGGCCUCUCAACUAACAACGAUGCCAUGGGACGCAUAAUCAAGUUUUGCUCUUUGUCUUCAAAUGGAAAUUUCCCCUAUGCUGUCCGAGUUUUCUGCACAACUCCAAACCCAGAUGUGUUCAUCUACAAUACCAUAAUGAAAGGUUAUUUGCAGAACCAUCUGCCCAGAAAUUGCAUUCUCUUGUAUUCAUUGAUGCUAGAAGAAUCUCUGGUACCCAAUAGUUUUACAUUCCCAUCUGUUAUAAGAGCUUGCUGUGUUGAUAAUGCUAUUAAGGAAGGAAAACAAGUGCAUGCCCAUGUUGUGAAGUUCGGGUUUGGAGCAGAUAGUGUCUCCCAGAACAAUCUAAUUUAUAUGUACGCGAAUUUUAAAUCCUUGGAUGAAGCUAGAAUGGUGUUUGACAAAAUGCCUGUUCGAGAUGUGGUGUCUUGGACUACUUUGAUUACUGGGUAUUCUCAAUGGGGAUUCACUGACGAUGCCUUCAAUGUGUUUGAACUUAUGUCGGAAAAGAAUUCUGUGUCUUGGAAUGCGAUGAUUGCUUCUUGUGUUCAAAGCAAUCGUUUCCAGGAAGCAUUUGCUUUGUUUAAUAAGAUGGAGGAGGAAAAAGUGGAGUUGAAUAAGUUUGUCGCCGCUAGUAUAUUAACUGCUUGUACAGGACUAGGAGCUUUAGAGCAGGGGAAGUGGAUACAUAAACAUAUUGAGAAAACUGGGAUCGAAUUAGACACAAAACUUGCUUCAACGAUCAUUGACAUGUACUGUAAGUGUGGUUGUCCGGAGAAGGCAUUUGAAGUUUUCAGUAAAUUACCUGAGAAGGGAGUUUCUUCAUGGAACUCCAUGAUUGGAGGGCUUGCAAUGCAUGGGAAAGGAGAAGAUGCAAUCAAACUUUUUAGGGAUAUGGAGAAGGAAAUGAUUCCACCUGACUACAUAACCUUUGUGAAUCUUCUUAGUGCCUGUGCUCAUUCAGGACUGGUUGAAGAGGGGCAAUACUUCUUCCAUUACAUGAUUAAUGUCCACGAUAUUGAACCCAAGAAAGAGCAUUAUGGCUGCAUGGUUGAUCUGCUUGCCAGGGCUGGAAUGCUAGAAGAAGCAAGAAACAUCAUAGAUAAUAUGCCAAUGAGUCCUGAUGCAAGCAUAUUAGGUGCCCUUCUUGGAGCUUGUAAAAUCCAUCAUAAUGUCGAGUUAGGGCAAAAGAUAGGCAAGAUGGUUAUUGAUCUAGAACCUGGAAAUAGUGGGCGAUAUGUGACAUUAGCUAACAUAUAUGCCAAUGCUGGAAGAUGGGAAGAUGUUGCUAACAUAAGAAAGUUAAUGAAUGAUAGGGGAGUGAAGAAGGAACCAGGUUUCUCCAUUAUUGAAAUGGAUGGAGUUAUGAAUGAGUUCAUUGCAGGUGAAAUGGCUCAUCCUCGUCCGGAUCAUGUUCAAGCGCAAGCGAUAUACGCCAAAGCCGAAGAAAUGUUGGAAUCGAUCAGGUUGGCUGGCUACGUUCCUUGCACUGAUGCUGUAUUGCAUGAUCUUGUUGAGGAAGAAAGAGAGAAUCCCUUGUUCUAUCACAGUGAGAAACUUGCAGUCGCUUAUGGCUUGUUAAGGACUAAACAAGGUGAAACUCUCCGUAUCACCAAGAAUUUGAGAAUUUGUAGAGAUUGUCACCAAGCAAUUAAGCUAAUCUCCAAGGUUUUUGAUCGUGGUAUAAUAAUAAGAGACAGGAACCGGUUCCACCAUUUUAGCAACGGAGACUGUUCUUGCAGAGACUAUUGGUAACUGCUUGAAGGGAUGUGUUGAUAGAACUCCUGUAUGUCUAGUUUUAUGCCUCACUUAAAAGCGGCAUGCAUAAAGCAUAAUAUGAUAUAUUUAUAUUACCACAUAAUAUUCUGGCCAAAAGAAAUAUACUACCACAUAAUGUAAUAUCUUCAUAUUAGCACCUAAGUGCCACAAGCAUAUUGGUGCAUAAUUGUUUUUUGGUCAGAGAUCUGGCAAUACUUUCCAAUUGAUAAUUAGAGACUAAUGCUCUCAUGAUAGAUAAAUCA